GCUCACUGGACUAGGCAACAAUGGACAGGAAACCGCAAAACCAGAAGAACCUGACCGGAACUCUGAUUUUGGCUGUGUUCACGGCUGUGCUGGGCUCUCUGCAAUAUGGAUAUGGUAUUGGAGUUAUUAAUGCACCACAAAAGGUCAUUGAAAGACAUUAUGCAAGAGUACUGGAUCUACCGAUGGAUGACGUUGUAGUUCAGAAUGGGAAUGAGACAACUGAGUAUGUGGUACCCCCAGCUGUUACCAUGUACUGGUCACUCUCUGUAUCAGUGUUUUCUCUUGGAGGGUUGGUGUCUUCCUUUUUUGUUGGAUGGAUUGCAGACAAACUGGGAAGGAUUAAAGCCAUGAUGGCUGUGAAUUCUCUGGCUGUACUUGGUUCCCUUCUCAUGGGCUUGGCUCCUCUGGGCCAAGCUCAUGCCCUUGUCAUUGCUGGUAGACUUAUAACUGGUCUUUAUUGUGGGCUCUCAUCUGGACUAGUACCCAUCUAUAUAGGUGAAAUUUCCCCUACUUCCUUAAGAGGAGCUCUUGGAACAUUACACCAGUUUGGGAUUGUAUGUGGGAUUCUUAUCAGUCAGAUUGUUGGAUUAGACUUUAUUUUGGGCACCAAGGAUUUAUGGCCUGUUCUACUAGGCCUUUCUGGUGUCCCAUCUGUGAUCCAGACAAUUUUGCUGUUCUUUUGUCCAGAGAGUCCCAGAUAUGCCUACAUCAAACUUGGAAAAGAAGAAGUUGCCAAAAGAAUUUUGAGAAGCAUCAGGGCUCCAGACUAUGAUCCCGCCAAAGACAUUGAGGAGAUGAAGAGGGAAAAGGAGGAGGCAGCCCGUGAAAAGAAAGUUUCUAUCAUCGAGCUUUUUAGGUCCCCAAAUUACAGACAGCCGCUCCUUGUCUCAUUGGUACUACACAUGUCUCAACAGUUUUCUGGAAUCAAUGGGAUUUUUUACUAUUCAACAAGCAUUUUCACCAAAUCUGGAAUUAGCCAACCAGUAUACGCAACCAUUGGGGUUGGUGCAGUGAACACAAUUUCCACUAUUGUUUCGGUAUUUGUUGUUGAAAAAGCUGGAAGAAGAUCCUUAUUCCUUACUGGUUUGGCAGGAAUGUGCAUUUGUGCUGUGAUCAUGACAAUUGCUCUAGCUUUGCUGCAUGCACAUGCUUGGAUGAGCUAUCUGUGUAUGGUUGCCAUCUUUCUAUUUGUCAUAUUCUUUGAAGUCGGGCCUGGUCCUAUUCCUUGGUUCAUUGUUGCUGAACUUUUUAGCCAAGGUCCUAGACCUGCAGCUAUGGCAGUAUCUGGAUUUUGCAACUGGACAUGUAACUUCAUCAUUGGAAUGACCUUCCAGUACAUAGCAGAAGCGUGUGGGCCUUACGUGUUCAUCAUAUUUGCGAUUCUUCUGUUCGGUUUCACUGUAUUUACAUACUUUAAAGUUCCAGAAACUAAAGGAAAAUCUUUCGAGGAGAUAUCUGCUGAGUUCCGCAAAAAAAAACUCAAGGGGCUCAAAUCUACUGAGAUGGAGUAUCUGGGAUCAAGUACAGAUGCUUGAGGGUUUUUUUUUUCAAUCUGGACACUUGUUUUUAUAGGAAAAUAUUUUAUGAGAAACAGGGUAAACUGACCUUUUUUCUGUUCUUAUGGAUCCAUAUUUUUUUUAUAAAGCUGAACAUAAACAAGAUAUGUUUGUAUAUAUGUAGGGCGGUUAGCAAACAAUACAUAGAAAACACAUGCUAAUAUAUCUGCAACAAUUCGCACUCAGGUAAUUCUUUUAUACAGUUGAGAAAUAUACUACAACUAGCUUUGUUCUAAUUUUAUUACAAUAUUCGUUGUUAUCUGCAGAGAUGGCAUAGAAACUGCACAGUUCAUAUUGUAUGUUCUAUUUAUCUUCAAUACAUUUUGCAUUAUUACAGGCCUGCAGUAUAGUGUUAACAUUAUCUAGAACCACAGGAUAAUGCUUAAGGUGGUAGAAUUAAAUUUAGCUAUUUUGGUAAAUUUUGCAGAAUAAAUAACAUUUGGCUAUUUUGUUUUCUGUAUGAUGGUGGACAAAUAUGCUGCACUUGAGCUGUAAAUAUAAACCUAUAAGUGUUAUAAAAGUGCAUGCUGACUAUUAGGAAUUUUGCUUAGAAGCAUGGAGUCAUAUAGCCAACAAAAUAGUCAAAUAUAAUGUUUAAUUUCUGAGUAAAACAUUUAUGUACCCCAUUCAGUACCCUCAUUAUAAGGCUGUAGCAGAGAACUAGCUGCGAAGCGUGUAUCUCACUCAGCAUGUCCAUAUAUUACAAAGACAACUCAUUGAUGGAUACCAAUGAUCUUUGAUCACAUCAAUGCCUUGCCUUUGGGACUGCUAUCUUCUGGCCAGCUUAAAGGGGUUUUCCAGCAUAAGGUGAUUUUAGUACGUACCUGGCAGACAGUAAUGGACAUGCUUAGGAAGGAUCUGCGCUUGUCUUGGGCUAAAUGGCUAUGCUGUGAGAUUACCAUAACACUGUGACUAGCUUUUUGUGAAAUUGUAUUUCCUAUUUUCAGUUUUCUUGUUUGCCUACAAAUCCCAUGAUUCAAUUUUCCUCCUUCCCACACAUCAGCCACCCCACCCAUUGAAACAUAACCUGUGGUUUUCAAUCAGGUGCCUCCAGCUGUUGCAUUACUUGCAGAUUGCUCUCUCCACCCAUUGAAGCAGACAGGCUCCCUGUCAUCAGCUGACUAGUGAGUCAGGUCUCGACCACAUUGCAAGCUGGGAAAAAUCCGAGACAGCAGUCAUUUUGUAUGCUGUUAAAAAUAAAUAUUGGGGUGAAAAUCACAUUGUGAGAAAACCCUCACACACAGGUAAAGACACUAUAUUAUGAACUUCACUAACUUUACAGCCCCUGUAGCAUAGUCAAAUAAAAAAAAUUCCUGGAAUACCCCUUUAAGUAUAUAAAAAUACAAAAAGCCAAGGGAAGUUAUCAAAAGAAGUGCUCAUAGGCCUAAAUUCAGACCAAACAGAUCUCAGUCCUCAUUAGUAUAUGUAAACUUCAGUCCUUUGUUUGAAUUCUACCUCUACAAUCAGAAUUCGACCCAAUAUGCUUAUUGUUAAACCCCUUUCGCAAAACGCCGUUUAUAAGCGGUGCUGCGGCACGGCAGGGUUAUGAAGCGAGUUCAGGAGCUGAGCUCGCAUCAUACCCGCACGGUCCCGGCUGCUAUCAACAGCCAGGACCCGUAGCUAAUGCCCUACAAUGCAAAGUUGAUCGCCGCUUAGAAAGUGAAAGCUUCCCGGCAGCUCAGUCGGGCUGAUCAGGACCAUCACGAUGAAAACGCAAUGUCCCGAUCAGCCAAUGGCGCUUCAGAAGGGGGCCUUACCUGCCUCCUGCACGUCUGAUCAGCGAUUGAUUGCUCCAAGCCUGAAAUCCAGACUUGAGCAAUCGACCGCCGAUAACACUGAUCGAUGCAAUGCAUUGAUCAGUGUAUUGAAUCAAUGUACUGCAUGUUAUAGUCCCCUAUGGGGGCUAUAACAUUGCAAAAAAAAUAGUGAAAAAAAAGUAAAUAAAGAGGAUUUAACCCCCUUCCCAUAAAAAAAAAACAGUUUAAAUAAAAAUAAACACAUGUGGUAUCGCCGCAUGUGCAAAUGUCCGAACUAUUAAAAUGUAUCAUUAAUUAAACCGCAUGGUCAAUGGCGUAUGCCCCCAAAAAUUCCAAAAUAGCGUAUUUUUGGUCACUUUUUAUACCAUAAAUGAAUAAAAAGUAAUCAAAAAGUCCUAUCAAAACAAAAAUGGUACAGAUAAAAACUUCAGAUCAUAGCACAAAAAAUUAGCCCUCUAACUGCCCCGUAUGCAGUAAAAUAAAAAAAGUUAUAGGGGUCAGAAGAUGACAUUUUUAAACGUAUUAAUUUUCGUGCAUGAAGUUAUGAUUUUUUCCAGAAGUAAGACAAAAUCAAACCUAUAUAAGUAGGGUAUCAUUUUAAUCGUAUGGACCUACAGAAUACAGAUAAGGUGUCAUUUACACCAAAAAAUUGACUGGGUAGAAACGGAAGCCACCAAAAUUACAAUUACAUGAAUUAAAAUUACAUUAGGCAUAUAAUUACCUAAUGUAAAGCAAUUCUCCACACCAGAACAGGAAAAUGCAUUAUACUUCAUGUGCAUUAAAAACAAAGCUUUUGUGCAUUCAAUGUGGGUUUGUAAUCAGGUGGUAGUGGAAAAAUUUUAAAAGUUGCGUUUCUGCUGGAUGUCUUCAAACAUAAGGGCUUUUAUGCCCAAAAAUAACUGGUAUCUUUCCAAUGGCAAAUGUAACCAUUGGCAACAUAAUUUAAAUGUGUUUUCCCACUUCACUGCUGUGGGCAGCACCAGUGGGACUCUUACCGAUGAGUUGUAUUUAUGGGAACACUCUUCUCUGCUGCCACAUAUCAUGUGUCAAGACCACUGACUAAUCAUUCAUCAUUGUUACAGUAUACCUUGGUCUGUUACAUAAUCUACAAUGUUUCUUCUGUAGAGUUUAGUCAAUUAAUAUGGCUUUUCAUCAUCCUAAGAAACAAGCAUAAUUUUGGAUUUAGGAUCUCUUCUGAUCAAAUUAAAGUCUGAGCUUUCACCCCCCCGCCCCCCAUUCAUGCAAUGGCUGGAGGGUCACUUGUUGGGAGCCACUGUUGCCUUUGUAUCUAUUAUUAUAUACAUUCCUCUAUAAUCAUGCUUACACCUUGAGCAUAGAUUAAUUUGCCCUAUUUUUAUAUACUUAGUUUAUGAGCCUUUACAUUAGUCUGACCUAAAGUGAUGAAACAUAAUCAAUCUGUACUUUUACAUGUACUUCUGUAUUAAAUGUGUUACUACACUGUGGCAUCAUCUUUUAAAUUUUUUGUAGGAUUCCUAAACUAUAUUUAGUAACAAUGUAAAAUAACACAAUCUCCACCUUCAAUGCAACAUACUAAAUGGAUUUUAUUUGCAAAAUUUGUCAUCUAAGAUCAUUUGAAAUCUUUUUAUCAAGAGAACAAAAGGAAAAUUUUUGUGACUAUAACAUGUCAAUAAACCUGAUAUAGGCAUAGAUUUUUUCUGUCUAAUAUAGCACUCUAUAUCCAGGGAUCAUAUUUUCUAAACACAAAAAAAUGUAAUUUACAAACUAUACAAAACAAAUACUGUGUACCAACACUAACCCCAUAUGAUUGAUCUUACUCUCAUUAUGUACUAAUAGUAAGGCCUCUUUCACACUGCCAUUGGGCUCUGUUAUAUGGAGCUCUGUUGGCAAGCCCGUCAAAACGUCAGAAGUUUAAGAAAGAAAAACAUAGUGCAUGCACAAUUUUUUUUCUUCGGUAAACUACCGUAUCCCUGAUGCACUCCAUUCAAGUCAUUAGGAUCCAUCUGGACCCAGUAGUGAUCCGGUGGUCUCAGUUGCGCUCUGACCGAACCGAGCCUCACAGGCCCACAAUAGAACGAAAGUAAAUCAUAUGAGGUUAGCAUUGGUGUGCGGUAGUUGCGUAUGGUUUUUAUCAUUUAUAGUAGACCCACUGGGUGUCUUUUAUUGUCAGCAGCCCCCAGUCUGGGAAUUUCCUUCUAGGACUGGCCACCUCCACAUGAAAAUAUUUUAGACGUGGUUGUUGUAUUCUGUUAUUCAAAUGUAUAACUAUCUAAUUGCAUAAAAAUUAAAUAUAAUAGUGGGAAACAGUCACUGUAAACCAAUGAAAUUGGAUUUAUCUAUCAUUGGUUUACAUUGUUUUAUAUUUACUGGGCCACUUAUUACUGUGGCCCAUGUGGUUAUUUUUCUCAUCAAAAUUUUUAUAUGAAAACUAAUUUACAGUAAUUAAUUUCUAAAGAAUUUGAUGGCAUUGUUCUUGUUAAUUUAGUAAUCUGUGUUGUUAGGUGAGAUUGUGACAUAUCUUACCAGAGCAAAGUAUCAAAUUUACUAUAUUUAUAGUUUAUGCAUAUAAGAAUGUUAACUUGCUAACAGUUUUUACACGUGCAGCAGAUUUUCUACUUCAAAUUCUACAUUUUAUAAUAAACAAUAAUAUUUUUAAUUAGAUUUGUCAAGAUACAUUUGAAUCACUUUCAAUUCCCUUAUAGGGCAAAGGUAAAGUGACCAUAUCCAAAAGUCAAUGGGAUCCAUUUUUAAUCAGUUUUCAUAGUUUCUGAACAUGCAGGCGCACACUACAGGGUUUUGCCCUUUCCAAAUGUUUCUUAAAUUGUUGCAAAAUGGUUUCUGAUCUUUGAACAAAAUAUUAGACAAAGUGAAUGUUGAUUUGGUGGUGCAAGAAAUGGUAGUUAGUGCAUGAACGAAUAUAAAUUUUUUUGCCUAGUGGGCAUAUACGCACAGCCUUCCCUAGAGAAACAUGAGCUACUGUACCUUCUUGGAAAUCAUCCUUAGGUUGUUUUUUGUCAGAGUUCGUACAGAGCUAUCUGUAGAAAACAUAGCAUUCUUUAUUGCAGCCUAUACAUAUGUUGGUAUGUUUUUCUACAAGCAUUGCUUCAGUGGCAUGGCAGUACAUGAAGGCUGUAGGGCAGUACAUAGGCUUUGUGCAUAGGGCUCUGAUGUGUACAAGAUCACUUAGACUAUAUUCACAUGUUGGAUUUUUCUGUUGAAGAAAAUUCAUUGCAGAUUUGGCAUAUAAUCUAUGGCAGAAAUCUGAGGGUCUGCUGUGCCAUUUAUUGGGGCUAAUCUGCACAUGGCUAUUCACUGCUGUUUCCAUAUCGAUAAGUGACAUUCCACUUCAUUUUUUUCUGCCAUGCACCAAAUUCAAAAUGGAAUAGAUGUUAAAAAUGUAAAUGUACCCUUAUUGUGGAUUUAUGAAAACUGACAUUGGCAGAGGAUAGAGAGGCGUGCAGUUCUUCAGAUUGUUCCAAAUUUUCUUGCUUUUGAUAUAAGUGGCGAUUGGUUUUUCUCAAUACAUUCCCUGCCAUUUUAAUUCACAUACUGUGUCAUGCGUCUACUCAGGUUUUCUCUGUUUAGUAGAUCAGAAACCAUCCAGUGUAACAAAUAUUGUGAACAUCUAUAUUAAUCGUUAUUAGGGUAUGUGCUCAUGGACAAAAAACACGUCAUUUAUUUGAUACCCAAGCUGAUUUCUCCAAAAACAGUACUGAUUCACCUAAAAUAUACAUCUCCUAUUGAUUUCAAUGUGUUUUGGAGCAUAUAAAAAGACAGACAGAGUGUGCAACUAUGUGCUGUUACUCCGGUAUACACAAAAUCAUGUAUAAAAAAUAUGGUUGUGCUAACCUUAGGAUGGAGUGUGGAGCCCAAUUAUGUGGGCAAAUAGCCAGGGAGCUGCCAGGAGAUGUCCUGUACCGGAGAAAGCCUCUGGUCGGUGGAGCAAAGCUUGAAGGUAACCCACGGAUGUGGGUGUAAAAGAAUCCUCCUAAUAGCGCUUUGAGCGCCAUUAGGAGGAUUCUUUUACACCCACAUCCGUUGGUUACUUUCAAGCUAUUGAUUUCAAUGGGAGACAUGGUCCUGUUUUGAAGCUCCCAUUGAGGGAGUGCCAUGCCUCACUGGCUGUAGUUCUGAGGGAACUGUGGCACAGCACUGCACAUUAGUGUGGUUUUCGUCCAUGUGCACAUACCCUUAGGUUAGUUGAUAAAUACUGCAAUAUAAAAACAGUUAAUUCUAGCACAUAUAUUUUACUAACUUCACCACUAUGCAAAGGAAAUCUCUUAAUGUGACAUUAACAAAGGGCAUGUAAUUGUAAUCUUAUUUUGCUAAUAUGUAUAUAAUAUUAUACGAUGUAAAACUUAUAUUCCUAACUUUUUAUGUUGGUACAUGGCUUUCAUAGUAUAAUUUUUAUUUAAUUUUAUACGUGUAUAUGUGUUACUUUUUUAUUGUGACAUGCUAAAUAUAGAAAUUCUAUUGCUUGUGAAGAAAUGGCACAACUUUAGCGGAAAAGUAUCAAAGGCUUUUUUUUUUUUUUUUUUACAAUUUGCUAAUACUAUAUUUAAGCAUGUUUCAGUGUAACAUGAACAGUGAGUAUCAGUAUUAACUUUAACUCAAUGUUUUUGUAAUUAAUUAAACAAA
This is a messenger RNA of Hyla sarda, 7930 nucleotides long. It is a transcript of the gene SLC2A2, whose product is annotated as solute carrier family 2 member 2. The transcript is spliced from 11 exons. Gene Ontology annotation, biological process: monosaccharide transmembrane transport. Gene Ontology annotation, cellular component: brush border; membrane. Gene Ontology annotation, molecular function: hexose transmembrane transporter activity. The coding region runs from base 21 to 1535 and encodes 504 amino acids. The record is from RefSeq and is a predicted model, not a curated record. Lineage: Eukaryota; Metazoa; Chordata; Amphibia; Anura; Hylidae.